CUUCGUUUGUUUUUCUCUUACUCCCCCCCAUUUACUUGCUACCCUCACUCCAUUAUUACUUAUACAUUCACCAACUCCCACUCAAUUACACACCGAAGCUUCACUCACUUAUACGGCAUUGCUACCCCCUCUCUUUCUCUCUCACUUACUCAUUUACAGACACAUACACUUAUUACGGUUUCUUCCUUUAUCCUUCUCUCUUUCUCUGUCAUACACUCUCCCUGACACAUUCGGCAUUGCUACUCUCUCUACAUAGUCUCCUCACCCUUUACCUCCACAUAGUCACACACAAAGCCUAGCUACUCUCUCUCUCUCUAAAGACAGUCUUUUCCUUCUUCUGCCCCCUUUCUCUCUACUUACACAUUGCUACUCUCUCCGCUCUCUCUCCCUUUCUCUCUCACUUUACUCAAUCUCAUACUGUGUCUGUUUUUCUGUCACAGAUACACUCACAGACAUUGCUACCCUCACUGAACCCCUUUCUCCACACAGAUUUCUCUUCCUCUCCCUCUGUCUUCACAGUGUCUCUCUCUCUCUCUCCCUCUCUCUCACGUUCUCCCGCCUCCUCUUCCUCUUUCCAUCCCUCUCGUCUCCACUUUUGUCUCUCUCUCCCAAACUCUCAUCUGCCGGGGCUGAGUGAAGUUUGCUGUGUUUGCCAGACGACCAUGGCGCAAAACGCCACGGGCGGUGCUGUGAAGGCUUUACAAUUGGAACUGAAGAAAAUCCAAGAGGAACCGGUCGAAGGAUUUCGAGUAAAUUUGACGAACGAUGACAAUUUAUUUGUGUGGGAGGUGGCGAUUUUCGGUCCCCCCAGUACAUUGUAUGAAGGGGGUUAUUUCAAGGCACAUAUGAAGUUUCCUUCAGAUUAUCCAUAUUCUCCUCCUAGUGUUCAGUUUAAAUCAAGAAUGUGGCACCCAAAUGUUUAUGAGAAUGGAGAUGUUUGCAUAUCUAUAUUACAUCCCCCUGUUGAUGAUCCACAGAGUGGUGAGUUACCUUCUGAAAGAUGGAAUCCUACACAGAACGUCCGAACAAUUCUCCUAAGUAUAAUUUCCUUAUUGAAUGAACCGAACACAUAUUCCCCAGCCAAUGUAGAUGCUUCAGUGAUGUAUCGCAAAUGGAGAGACUCAAGAGGACGAGAUAAAGAAUAUGAAAAUAUUAUCAGGAAACAAGUUCAAGCAACAAUAGCCGAUGCGGAGAAGGACGGUGUGACAGUGCCGACCACCCUCCAGGAAUACUGCGUAAGCGGCCGUCCCAAACAGACUGAGAGCCACACCGACUUAGACUAUUACGACGACGACGUCUUUCUUGACGAUGACGAUGACGACCAUGCUGACGGUGAUGAUGACGAUUGUUGUUCAGGGCAGGAAGACUCUUGAUAAUGGCCUGAAAUGUGAUAGAUAUUACUGAGGUGGGGCGAGGGGGGUGAGGGAGGGGGGUGGUUGUUGAUUGGAAGUUGGUGGGGGUAAUGAGUGUUAGGGGUGAGUGCAGAAAGGGUGAGACAGAGAGAGAGUGGGAGAAAUAUUGUGAAUGUGUGUGUGUGAGAGAGAGAAAGAGAGAGAGAAAGACAUAUAUAUAUAUAGAGUGAGACUGAUUGCAUGGAUGGAUGGCUGGAUGAAUGGUUGGAUGGUUGUAUAGGAGAGAGUGAAUGGGAGGAAUGGAGCAGGGGUGAGAAGCAGCAAAAUAAGGUGGUGGUGGUGGUGGUGGUGCAGUGAGAAUUUUACUCUGAAAGAGUGGUGGGUUCAGGUAAAAAGAAGAGAACAGAGUUUGGGUGGGGAGGGAGGAGGGGGAGAAAAACCAACCCAAACAAAACAUAUAAAACCAAAAAAAAAACCAAAACAGUACAAAAAACAGCUACAAUAACAACAAACACAUUUUUUCGUUGAUGGGGUGAGUGGGAGGAAGUAAGGUGAAGAAAGGAAAAGAUGAGUUGGAGAAAGGGAAAAAUAGCAAAAAUUGGAAAAAAAAAUUUUAAAAA
Molecule: messenger RNA, 1972 nt
Organism: Octopus sinensis (East Asian common octopus)
Lineage: Eukaryota; Metazoa; Mollusca; Cephalopoda; Octopoda; Octopodidae
Product: ubiquitin-conjugating enzyme E2 R2
Exons: 5
Coding region: 663-1373 (236 amino acids)
Biological process (GO): ubiquitin-dependent protein catabolic process; protein polyubiquitination
Molecular function (GO): ubiquitin conjugating enzyme activity
Source: RefSeq, a predicted model, not a curated record